GGAAUGUCUGAAACUGCGCAGAGCAAAAUCGACCCUCGAGCCGGGGAAGACAGCGACACGACAGUCCUGGGUAAUUCGAGAGCGGCGUCACAAAAGACAAAACAUUUCACUGCAUUUCGUUUUAAUUCAAACCCGCAGAUCCAGAACUAAGAAUAUUAACCGACGUUUAACUGGUGGCGUGUGAUUUCAAGAACGCGAGUCACCCCACGAGGACAAUAAAUCAUUGAGAAAACGAGCAGGAGUUCCCCGAAGUUUCUCAGUAUUCAUCAUGGAGGAGAAGAAGGAGGAGAGCGAGGCGGAGAUCCACGAGCACGGACCAGAGCACUGGUUCUCCAAAUGGGAGCGGCAGUGCCUCGCGGCGGAGGCCGAGAGGGAAGAGCCUAGCGAGGAGGAGGUGGACCAGAACCAGGAGAAACUCUGGCACCUCUUCCAGAAUUCGGCUACGGCGGUGGCUCAACUUUAUAAAGAUCGAGUCUGUCAUCAGCAAGGACUGUCGUUGUGGUCUCAGUUUCAGAACGCUGCAACAGCAGUGACUAAUCUUUACAAAGAGAGCGUUGAUGCACACAAGAGGAGCUUUGACUUGGGAAUCCAGAUUGGUCAUCAGCGACGUCAUAAAGAUGUUUUGGCCUGGGUAAAAAAGCGAAGGAGAACUAUACGAAGGGAGGAUUUGAUAAGUUUCCUCUGUGGUAAAGCACCACCACCAAGGACUUCUAAAACAGCCCCCAAACUGACUGUCAUGUCUCCUAACCGACCACCUUCAUCAGACUCCGUGUCAUCUGUAGAGACUGAUUUACAGCCCUUCUGUGAGGCCAUAGCAUUACAUGGUCUAAGUGGAGCGAUGGCCAGCAUCAGUGUCCGCCCCAGCACUCCUGGCUCUCCGACUCAUGUAAGCGGCAGCUCCAAUGCAGGGCGCAGGAGGAAUGGACUUCACGAUGUGGACUUGAACACUUUCAUAUCAGAGGAGAUGGCCCUCCACCUUGGCAGCUCAGGCACCAGGAAGCGGACCUCGGUCCAGUGCUCCGAUGUCAUCACAGACUCCCCGACCCAUAAACGCAACAGAAUGCUCUGAACUCAGUUGUUGUUCUGUAUGCUUUGUGCUGCUUAAAAUAAAAGCCGCUUGAUCCUCAA
Molecule: messenger RNA, 1128 nt
Organism: Carassius carassius (crucian carp)
Lineage: Eukaryota; Metazoa; Chordata; Actinopteri; Cypriniformes; Cyprinidae
Product: HUWE1-associated protein modifying stress responses-like
Exons: 4
Coding region: 269-1069 (266 amino acids)
Source: RefSeq, a predicted model, not a curated record